This is a messenger RNA of Populus nigra (black poplar), 602 nucleotides long. RefSeq lists its product as uncharacterized. The coding region runs from base 40 to 369 and encodes 109 amino acids. NCBI's taxonomy places the organism in Eukaryota, Viridiplantae, Streptophyta, Magnoliopsida, Malpighiales, Salicaceae. The record is from RefSeq and is a predicted model, not a curated record. The transcript is spliced from 3 exons.
AAUACAAUUAUCAGUCAAAUUAUAACCAAAGCACAUGGAAUGGUGCUGGAUCAUCCAUUGACUCGUCUAGGGACUGCAGAAAGUUGGCAGGCACAAGCUAUAUAUAAAAGCUCCUAUGGGUCAUCUUUGACUGCUGAAACCAAGAAAGUGCGUGUAAUGGAGAAACUUGCACAAGAUCUGAAGAGAGGAUUCCUCAAUCUAUUUGAAGCUAUCAGAGGUAGCAGAACCUCUCAAGGAAAUGAAAACGGGGAUGAAGCCGCGUCAGAAUCAGUGGAGGAAGUAACUGUACAAGACAGAGGCGUCAAAGUCACAGCCAGGGGUCCAAAACGCCCAGGGGUGCCCAAAGGUCCACCCCCGAAGAAUGCUUGAAGAGUCUGCUACUCAAAUUCACAAGCCUUGUACCCAAUCUUGAUUUCUGCUCCAAAUAAUUUCUUUGAGGUUACUUGUGCUGUAAUCAAUCAUCCAUGUUCACUUGUAUUUCAUUUGGUGGGAUUCAUCUUCUCCUCUUUGUUUUAGCCCUGUAGGAAAUGUCUUCCUAAGAUCAUGGGCACAAUUAUGUAUUAUGGCCGAUUUCUUGCUACACGUGAAAAACUCUUAAAUCC